Phacochoerus africanus (Common warthog) is the source of this 1932-nucleotide messenger RNA. It is a transcript of the gene ABHD10, whose product is annotated as abhydrolase domain containing 10, depalmitoylase. The transcript is spliced from 5 exons. Gene Ontology annotation, biological process: protein depalmitoylation. Lineage: Eukaryota; Metazoa; Chordata; Mammalia; Artiodactyla; Suidae. Bases 557 to 1477 code for a protein of 306 amino acids. Gene Ontology annotation, molecular function: hydrolase activity, hydrolyzing O-glycosyl compounds; palmitoyl-(protein) hydrolase activity. Gene Ontology annotation, cellular component: mitochondrion. The record is from RefSeq and is a predicted model, not a curated record.
AGAGUGAUUCAGUAAUUUCAACAGUGAGGCAUACAAAGAGCUAAAACAAAAACUGAACAGGAGCGAAGGAGCGGCGAAGGCUCAGUUCCGCUUCAGGUGUUUAUACAAGCACGCUGCAGGUCAGAGCUAAAGACCGUUUCCAGUGCAGGUCAAAGCAAUCGGAGGGUGAGAACGACUUGUAAGCAGCAAGCCUAGUAUUUUAUGUUUCCGCUCCCUACUGUCCUCGGGGUGACAAGAUGGGUUCUUAUCUAGGAACGGUGAAUGAGAGUCCUCUCCCUGCUUUCAGUCCUGGAGUAUCUACCCAAUGAGAAAGUCGCCUACUGAGGGCAAUCAAAACCGUCCAAACCGUCGUAAGAAAAGCCCUCAUAGAACUGCGUAACAGCUGUAAACCCGUAAAAGCGACUACACUGCGCAUGCGCGCUCUCCGGGUGUUGGAAAAUAGGAUAGGCGUGGCUUACCACGUCGAGACGUCCCCCCGGUGGCGCAAGCGCAGACUCGGUUCCUGCGCGCUGUGCGCAUCUCUAGGUUGGCGCGGGGCGCAGUGGCCGCUGGGAAGAUGGCGGGGGUGGGCUUAGCGGCUGCGGCUUCUUGGGUACCUUGUCGCAGGCGGGGAUGGGCGGUCGUCUCCUUCGGCUUCCACCGUGGUCUCAGCGCGUUGCUUGCACGGAAGCCGGAGCGCGCGCCAUGGUGGCUCGCAGCUUGCAGGCAAAAGACAUCAGUCUCUUUCCUUAGUCGACCAGAUCUUCCAAACCUGGCUUAUAAGAAGCUAAAAGGCAAAAGUCCAGGAAUUAUCUUCAUUCCUGGCUAUAUUUCUACUAUGAAUGGUACAAAAGCAUUGGCAAUCGAGGAUUUUUGCAAAUCUCUGGGUCAUGCCUAUAUAAGGUUCGAUUACUCAGGAAUUGGAAAUUCAGAUGGUAACUUAAAAGAAUGCACAGUGGGAAAAUGGAGAAAAGAUGUUCUUUCUAUAAUUGAUGAAUUGGCUGAAGGACCACAGAUACUGGUUGGAUCUAGCCUGGGUGGAUGGCUAAUGCUUCAUGCAGCAAUCGCGCGACCACAAAAGGUUGUAGCUCUUGUUGGCAUAGCCACAGCUGUAGAUGGCCUAGUGACACAGUUUAAUCAGCUUCCUGUUGAGACAAAAAAGGAUAUAGAGAUGAAAGGUGUGUGGGCCAUGCCAUCAAAAUACAGUGAAGAAGGAGUUUAUCGCAUUCAGUACAGUGUCAUUAAAGAAGCUGAGCACCACUGCUUGUUACAUAGUCCCAUUCCUGUGAACUGCCCUAUAAGAUUGCUCCACGGCAUGAAGGAUGACGUUAUUCCCUGGCAUACAUCUGUGCAAGUUGCUGACCGAGUAGUCAGCAAAGAUGUAGAUGUCAUCCUCCGAAAAGACAGCGACCACCGAAUGAAGGAAAAAGCGGACCUCCAACUUCUGGUUUACACUAUUGAUGACUUGAUUGAUAAGCUUUCAACUGUAAUUAACUAGAAUCACAGUUUUAGUUGGUUUGUAAACUCAUGGAUCCAGAAGGUAGAAGAGAUGAAAGACCUUGAUAAGUAGGUUUUUCUUAUCUCUAUUUUGUAAAUAUCAUGUAUUUAUUCAGUGAUGUAUUUGCACAAGUGAUACAGAUCGUGAAGAAAGCAUCAGCUGCUGUUUAAAAAAAUUCUCUCCUGCCUUCAACCCUUGAUUUUUUUUUGUUAAAAUAUUUCCUAUUUUUUUAUUCAAGAGAUGCUUACUUUAUAAUGCCUAUGUUAACUGUGCCAGCUCCUAAUUGUGCUUUCUUCUAUUUAGAAUUGCUAAUAAAGCUUGAUUUUUUGUUUUUGUUUGGUAUCAUUGUAUAUAGAGAUUUGUUAAAUUCUGAUUUUAAAAUGUAGUUCACAAAAUACAGGAACAUGUUUAUUGACAUAAAUCUGAAAUGAUUAGAGAAAUAUCUGAAGCAUAAA